Chenopodium quinoa (quinoa) is the source of this 4051-nucleotide messenger RNA. RefSeq names its product E3 SUMO-protein ligase SIZ1-like. NCBI's taxonomy places the organism in Eukaryota, Viridiplantae, Streptophyta, Magnoliopsida, Caryophyllales, Amaranthaceae. Gene Ontology annotation, biological process: protein sumoylation. The record is from RefSeq and is a predicted model, not a curated record. Bases 664 to 3300 code for a protein of 878 amino acids. The transcript is spliced from 17 exons. Gene Ontology annotation, molecular function: zinc ion binding; SUMO ligase activity.
CGUAUACCAAACAAGUUAAAAAAUGUAACUUUGUAAGAAAAGUUGGCAUUUUCCCAAAAAAGAAAAAGAAUUGAUUGAAAAUUGAGGGACCACCCUCCACAAAACGCAAACGAAAGACGCAACUGCUUGCUUACCAAAGCCAGGAUAAUAGUACACUGUACGAGUACUCUAAAUUUCACAUAACCCGGAUUUGAACACCCAUUUCCUUAACUCUAUUUAACAAUGGACCCUCACGUCCGAACCUUGUGCUGCAAUUGGGUGGAAAAACACAACCCAAUAUUCAAUUAAAAUUAAUUAAAAAAAACAAAAAAGAAAAGUUAAGAAAAUAAAAAAGAAAAGAAAAGGCGUUUUGUUUGGAUUUCUCUUCUUCCUUCCUUCCUUCGUCAAAAAAGAGCGAAUUCCUUCAAUCGUGAUUACACUGACAUACACACCAUAGAAGGUUAGACCAACAAAACAGGAGAGAGAAAAUCCUUUACAACUUCCGCGUUUUCUCUCUAACUCAUCUUCACUUUCUCUCUCCUCUCCGACUACGACGACGACUUUCCUCAAUCUUCUGGUGAAAAUUUAGGUUACUUGAGUAUGAGCUGCAGUCGUUAGUGUGCUUAUCGGCUUUCUGUGUAGCAGUUAAGGUAGAUACGUCGUGGUGGAUCUUGCAGCUGAGUAAUGGAUUUGGUGGCUAGCUGUAAGGACAAAUUGCAAUAUUUUAGAAUCAAGGAGCUGAAGGAUGUGUUGACUCAACUAGGUUUCUCUAAACAGGGAAAGAAGCAGGAACUUGUUGAUCGAAUUUUGGCUUUUCUUGUUGAUGAUCAAGCUUCCAAGAUGUGGGUAAAAAGACCUGCACUUUCAAAGGAAGAACUAGCAAGAUUAGUGGAUGAUAUUUACAGGAAAAUGCAAGGGUCUGGUGCUACUGAUUUGGCUUCAAAAGCACAAAGCACGUCGGAUACUGCUACGGCUACCAUUACCUUGAAACCCAAAGAGGAAGUUGAUGACUCUUUGCAUGUGGAUAUGAAAAUUCGGUGCCCUUGUGGUAGCUCACUGCUUACAGAGUCAAUGAUCAAGUGUGAGGAUCCAAGGUGUCAAGUAUGGCAGCAUAUUAGCUGUGUAAUUAUACCAGAAAAGCCUAUGGAUGGGAUUCCACCUGUUCCUUCCCAGUUCUAUUGUGAAGUUUGCCGCCUCAAUCGAGCUGAUCCCUUUUGGUCUACACUGGGACACCCAUUGUCAUCUGUAAAGCUGAUGGCUAGUACUUUGCCAACUGAUGGUACAAACCCUGUGCAGUGUGCGGAGAAAACGUUUCAUCUUACAAGGUCUGACAAAGAGUUGUUAGCUAAGCCGGAUUAUGCUGUCCAGGCUUGGUGCAUGCUUCUCAAUGAUAAGGUUUCUUGUAGGAUGCAGUGGCCGCAAUAUGUAGAUUUGCAGGUCAAUGGCAUGCCUGUCAGAGCUAUCAGUAGACCUGGUUCACAAUUGCUUGGGGCUAAUGGUCGUGAUGAUGGUCCAAAUAUAUCACAAUGCACCCGAGAUGGAAUUAAUAAGAUCUUUAUAUCAGGACGUGAUUCUCGUAUAUUCUGUUUCGGUGUUAGAUUAGUGAAGCGGCGUAGUCUUCAUCAGAUAUUAAGUUUGAUUCCAAAGGAAUCAGAUGGUGAGCUCCUUGAAGAUGCUCUUGUUCGUGUGCGUCGCUGCAUUGGAGGUGGUGAAGCUGAGAAUGCUGAUAUUGACAGUGAUUUGGAAGUUGUUGCGGAAUCCAUAACUGUUAACUUGCGUUGUCCUAUGAGUGGUUCUAGAAUGAAGAUUGCUGGAAGAUUCAGGCUAUGUCUGCAUAUGGGUUGUUUUGACCUUGAAACUUUUGUUGAGAUGCAGCAGCGUUCGAGGAAGUGGCAAUGUCCAAUAUGUCUGAAGAAUUACUCCCUUGAGAGUAUAAUUAUUGACCCUUACUUUAAUCGCAUUGCAAACAUGAUGCAGUCUUGUGGUGAGGACACAACCGAGAUUGAAGUGAAACCUGAUGGCUCUUGGCGUGUUAAGAGUGAUACUGAACGCAGGGAUCUUAGGCAUUGGCAUUUGCCUGAUGGAAGCCUCUGUCUUCCUGAUGAAGUAGAAAGUAAGCAGAAGCCUGAAGCUUCAAAGCCAAUUAAGCAAGAAGGUACCGGUUUGAAACUAGGAAUCAGGAAGAACAGCAAUGGAGUAUGGGAAGUUAGUAAACAUGGGGAUACUAACACUCUUUCAUCCGGUGAUAGAGUGCUAGAAAAUUUACCAAAUGGUGGUCCAAAGAUUAUUCCAAUGAGCAGUAGUGCCACUGUUAGUGGUAGAGAUGGUGAAGAUACAAGUGUUAAUCAAGAUGCAAAUGGUACUUUUGAUUUUUCUGUUAACAAUGGACUGGAACUUGAUUCUAUUUCUUUGAAUCUUGAUCCUACUUAUGGGUUGGCUACUCAAAAUGCUGCGGCAGCUGCAAAGGACUCGGAAGUUAUUGUGCUUAGUGAUUCUGAUGAAGAAAAUGGUAUGAUGGUACAUAGGGUUAUUCACAACAAUGGUCUGAUGGAUAAUGGAGUCAAUUAUGGUGAUCCACAUACAGGAUCAUAUCCAGAGGCCCCUGGUCUUGGGGUCGGUGGAAGUUCAUGUCUUGAUCUUUUCAACCCAGCAGAUGAUGAAUUUGGGCUUCCUCUGUGGCCUUUGCCUGCCACUACUCAAGGAGCCUCCAGUUUCCAGCUAUUUGGUUCAGAUGGUGAUGGACCAGAUACAUUAUCUAAUCCACAUCUUACUUCUGUGAAUUGCCCAACAUCAAUGAAUGGCUAUAUGUUGCCUCCGGAGACUGCUAUGAACCAUGUGUCUUUCAUGCCAGAUUCUUCAGUCGGUCAAACAUAUAAUGACCUAAAUGAUGGUUUAGUUGAUAAUCCCUUGGCAUUUGGUGGAGAAGAUCCAGCUCUUCAAAUAUUUCUUCCUACAAGGCCUUCUGAUGCAUGUGGGCCUACUGAUGCAAGAAAUCAACAAGAUAUGUCUAAUGGUUUACGUGGUGAGGAUUGGAUCUCUCUUCGGCUUGGGGAUGGUGGUGACAGAUCUCAUGAUGAGUCAGGUGCUAUGAAUGGUUUACAUACUGGACCGCAGCCUCAUUCAAGAGAAGGAGCAACGGAUUCACUGGCUGAAACUGCUUCUUUUCUUUUGGGCUCCAGUGGCAGUAAAUCUGACAAAACUCGAGAACGACCAGGCAGUCCUUUUUCGUUUCAACAAUCAGAUAGCCCUUCCCCGUUUCCUCAACACAAACGUUCUGUUAGACAGCGGUUGUACCUUUCUAUUGAUUCUGAUUCUGAGUAAGUGUUUUAGUGGUUUUGCUAACCAUAAUGCUCCAGACUCAAGGUGGCUUGUGGGUCAAUUAUAUAAUAUUAUUGCCCUUCAUGAAGCUAGCCUGUACAUAAGAACUUGAAGUUGGCUUGCACUGACCCUUUUGGAUGACAACUCAGAACGGGAUGCCGAGUAGGGCAGAAUGAGAAUAUCUGCAUUUUCCGGAAAGAUCAGUGCCUCUUCAUUCUCGGUAUUGCUUAGCUGGAAUACCUCUUUUCGGCUUCGCAUGUGGCUGGACGGUACAUAUCAUUGCUAAUUUUAUUGUGGCACAGGGUUUGGAAGAUAGUAGCACAUACAUUUUUAUGAAGAAGCAAGUCUAGUCUAGUACAUUUGGUUAGUGGUGAUAUUUAGAUGUGAAUUAUUGAGCUCCAAAGCUAUGUCCUUUGAUCAGUAACAUAGGGGAUUUCCUCUCGUAUCUGCGAUCUGCAAAUAUACCAGCCUCCUAUUUUUUGGUGGCUUAAUAGCCUGUAAAUGUUUUAUGGGGUUGAGUUAUUUAUAGAAAAGGGACUUCUCCUCCCUUGCCCUAAUCCCUUUCCCCUCCCAAAAUGGUGUUCUAUUGCACCAUGCAGGAUAUUAUUUAUGCGUGGCCUUUUUUGCCCAUCAUUCUGCACUCGUUGUAUCUGUAAGAGGCAAUACCUAUAUCGGCUGUGCGGUGGAUAUGAUCUCUUGUGAGCUCUUCCAAGUUUUACUAUUCUAAGAACUAAACUAUUAAAGCAUUACGUAA